AUGCCUUUCGUGAUCGACUCGCCGUAUUGGCUUCUCUUCAAAGGUAGACUUGGUAAAGCUACCGAAGCUGUACAUAAAUGUACAGCUACAGAUGAUAGUACAGGCCAAUUACUGAGUAGCAUGAGAGUAGGAAUGGGUGUACCUUUGGACCCAACAGGAGAUAUUGUUGACAUCCCCCAACACAUUCGAGGAAACAUCGGAAUAGUAUUGAGAGGGAUGUUUUUUCCUAACUCUACAAUUCAUAAUAUUCUGUUAACCAUUGUGGGCAUCCAUUUUUUUCAACAAGCAGCGGUUGUGGGUGUGAUAUUCGUCUCAGUGACGCCACAUAUUUUGUUAUCUACGGGACAUUUGACUACUGAGAACCUGACUUGGAUUGAAGUCGGUAUAAUAGGCUUCAAGAUAUUGAUGUCAAUACUUCUGACUGUCUCACUAGAUAGGACCGGACGUCGUCCGUUAUUCUUGGUGAGCAUUACGUCUGCAGCCAGCCUUUUAACAGCGCUUGGAUUGUCGCUCUAUUUUUCUGAUUUUCAUGAUUUCAAGAGCUUAACACAGAAAAUUUUGCAACUCUGUUUCUUGGGGUUAUUUGCUGGAGCUUAUUCUUGCGGGUUAGCUCCUGUAGCGUGGUUCUACAGUUCUGAAGUAUUGCUAACAAGACUCCGUUCCCUAGGCGUAUCACUUGGGAUUGUAGUAAACAGGGCGGUAUUUGUGAUUUUGAUGUUGAUGUUAAUACCCUUUUACUACAAGAUAUCCUUUUAUUGGAUUCCUGUUGUACAUGCCUCAGCUCUUGCUUUGGGAUUUGUAUUCAGCUACGUAUAUAUUAGAGGAAACCCCAUUUCGGCCAACUGUGGAAGGAUGUUGGGAUUUACGACAUGA
This is a messenger RNA of Mercurialis annua (annual mercury), 873 nucleotides long. RefSeq names its product polyol transporter 5-like. NCBI's taxonomy places the organism in Eukaryota, Viridiplantae, Streptophyta, Magnoliopsida, Malpighiales, Euphorbiaceae. The transcript has a single exon. Gene Ontology annotation, biological process: transmembrane transport. Gene Ontology annotation, cellular component: membrane. Bases 1 to 873 code for a protein of 290 amino acids. The record is from RefSeq and is a predicted model, not a curated record. Gene Ontology annotation, molecular function: myo-inositol:proton symporter activity.